UCAGCUUCUGUCCCACAAGCUAUAGUGGCAAGCAUAUAAAUACUUUAAAAAUAAAAUAUUCAUCAUUUUUUAUUUACUUUAGGGGGCAGAGAAUCCCCAGUAGUUUAAAUCUAAUAAAAUGCAGUGCAGUAAAUACGUUUUUACACAGUAACGUAAUUUCCCAUUACUUCUUAAGUUCCUGACAGGUGUGGGGGUUGUGAAUAAAAGAUGAUUUCUUUUUCUCUCCCUAUAAAAAUAUCUUCUGAAUUCCAUCUUCUGCUUGAAUUUGAUUGUGUCUGCUCCUGUUGAACUCGGUGAGCAUAAUGAUUGAAAUGUCCCAUGCUAGAAUCCCCCUCUGAGGUGCUGCGAUAAUAAAUCCACCGUGUUUGUGUUGGAUUAUAUUGUGCUGGUUUGGCUCUCUGGGUGGUGAAGCAAAGAAGGCCAUAUUGGAAAUUGUUAUUGUAAGGAGCACAAACAUGAUUUGUGCAGAUUUUGUGGAAAACUGUCCAACACAGCACAAGCUCUUUUUGCAUCCAGUUAAGCACCCAAAAAUAUAACAGUGAAUAGUAACAAAAUUAACAAAUCAGUGUUGCUUCAGGUUUUCAUAAUAAAAGUACAAUAUAGUUUGUUGAAAGGAUCAAUUUUAAGAGGAUUGUGAGCACAUGAACAUUCAGUUUAAUCUGUAAAGCAGCAUGAAUCUGCUGUGCUGUGCUUUAAAACCAAUUAGUGGUAUCUUUGUCAACAUCCUAGCAUCCAUCAAAUACACAAAAAACUUCAGUUCAGUUGAAUAUAUACAGAGUUCACAAUCAGAGUAAGGUUUGAUGUUGCAUUGUAAAUGUAAUCACAGUAAAGACAAUGAAGUAAAAUCAUUGUAAUCAGUCAUAUGAAUCUGCAUGUUUACAUUCAUGUAACGCUUCCUUCUUAUGUUUUAAUGCUCUUUCUUUACAGUCGGGUUUCAUACUUCCAAUAGAAACAAAGAAGCUAAAGGAGGGGAUUUGACAGGCUUUUGUUGGCCAGAAUUUGGCCUUUUAAAGGAGCCACUCCCAUCAGACUAACCAUGAUUGUAACCCAAACCCUCCAUCUAUCAAACUGCCAUGACCACGGGCCGCGGGGAGCAAUCAGCCUGAGGGCCGCUGCCUCCUGGAAGACCUCAUUCAGAAAAAAAUAUUACUUUAGGGAAGUUUAAAAAGCCAAGAAAGCCAACGGUGACUCCAUUACUGCAUGCACUCUUUAAUCUCGAAUUAAUCUUAAUCUGCUUAGUUUUGUCUGCUCUGAAUUUCCUGAUCUUGGAAACUGAAAGUACAAACACUGUUGUGGUUAAAGUUGUGGAUUCAAUCCAACAUCAAGUUACAAAGUUAAAAGAUGCUCUCAAAAUGCAUUUUCAUGGCCACUUUAAACAAAACACAUCUUAUACCAUGUAGUGAUGAUUCAGAUUUUCUCAAAAGCAUGAAACAAAGAGAGACGCAGCUCGCUGGACUCACAGACAUGAUGUCACCAUUUUACUGACCCAGGGGACGCUGCUGGCUCCUGACUCGCACCACAUUCAAGAAAAGGUGGGCCAAAGAUAUUUAAAAUCUGAACAAAAAAUGUUUAUUUGCACAUAAAACUAUAUUGUGACUGACUCAGAUGUAAGGGGGAAUAGUUCACAACGGCACAGAACUCCUUAAGACUGGGUUUUAUGUAUCAAGAUAUCUGUUUUAGAUUUAGUCAGACAAUAGGAGGAGGGCUGCACCUUAAUGGAUAAACUGAUUCUGGCAAAAAGAGAAUUUUUAAGACAAAUCUCUGGUGAUGUGUUGGAGUGUUCUUGUAGGUAAACUAAAAUAACCAGACCCCUCGGUAUAGAUGCCGUCCAAGUUGCAGUUUGCAGUAAAAAUACUUAGACUUUAUUUCAGGAUGGGGAUUCAAUGCUGUCUCUAAUGACAUUUAAUUGAUGAUUUUCUUCUUGUUAUCAAUCUGUUUUUCAUUUUUAACAAAGACCCACAGCAGUAAUUUGUUAUAUGUGCACUUUUUUGGUCAGGGGGCAUCUUACUGUGUUUUAUUCCCGAACAUGGUUUGUGACCUUUCAGUCAGCAGACUUGGAGUAAAACAUUACGUGAUAAUAAUGAGACACUUCUGUGACCUUUAGUGAACAACGGAAAGGGCAGAGAGAAAAGUAUGGAGGGAAAAAUGAGAGCUGGACAGUGAAAUCAAACUUUGGAGUCUUUUUAGUGCUGCAGGGGGCAGAAAGGGGAAGCUGAAUUGUGCGGCUCGCUGAGGUCAACUGGCGUGUUACAUAUAAAAACAUCUGCUGGCAUUUUAUAGUCUGAGUUACAUGUUUGCGGUAUCAACGAUGUCAAGGCUCCCUAAUAUCAUGACCAACCUUCGCUGACUGUUUUCCUUCAAGGAGAACCACACUGUACCUUUUUAAUUACAAUAUAAUAACAUAUGGUAGGUAUAAUUGACAUUUAUAAUAUCUUCUGUUAAUCUCAGAGGAAAAUAAUCUCUAGAUGUUUUUCAAAAAUGCACAUUACUAAGAACAAAACAAGAAAGUCCACAAGCCUGUCUAUCAUUAGUAUUGUGUCGGUUAACCCUUUUGCCACCCUGCUUCACUAACUUCUCCCGCUAGCUGAGAAGGAGGCAGAGACUCAGUUUCAGUUUUCAUAGGGGAGACGUGUGGUGUUGAAGCAGCGUUUCCAAACACUUCCACCACGUCUGUGCAGUCCGUACAGCGUACAGGACAGAGGGAGAACACAAAGGAGUGUUUUAACAGCUCUCGUACCAUCAUGAGCGACAUCAAGCUGGCUCUGCUGGGGAGCGAGGGAGCUGGGAAAACAGGUGAGACAACUGUUGACACUGUUUUUACUUUAAAGGGUGUCCCACUGCAUUGCAUUGCUUUGUUGGUCUUUCUUUUUGUCUGUAAGUUAUGGAUGGUGCACAGCAUGAAGUGUAUGUGUGUCUUUGUUUAAUACCUGACCUACUGCCCAUUAAAGAACAAACACGAGUAACAGGAUAUGAAUAUUUUAAAUUGGGACAAAUAAUGUCAGAUUUCAGCCAUUAUAUAGAAUUAUUUAGCGCCCAAUCAAUAAACAGACGACAACAAUAGUGACUUGUAAAUAACCAAUUUGGCUUCUAGUCAAGAAGUACAUUUUAAACUGAGUGAUUUUGGCGUGAAUGCAUCGAUUAAAAUUAACAAGUGGAUUUCCAAGCUUUAGCUGAGAGUUAAUCACAUGACCUUUCACUGCAUUUUGUGGAACUACUGCACUGUUUUUUGAGCAAGAAUCUGCAACCAUCAAUGCAAUCUUUUAUCUUCUUAGAUAUUCAGUGUGAUGAAAAACAGUUUUGUGAAAACUGGCAAUAUGUUUUAUUCUGCUCUCCCACUGUACUCUGUACAUAUUCUGUAUUAUUAUAAGCCUGUCAAAGUAUGGAUUAUCUUUUCCAUAGCAGUGUGCAGCAUAAAGACACAUACAAUCCUGUGAUGACAUCUUUGAGCGAUGACAAAAUUGCAGAGAAAUACUGACUCCCUUUUUCUUACCUUCAUAUUGUCUCCAGCUGUUCUGGUGCGAUUCCUGACAAAACGCUUUAUUGGAGAGUAUGCUUCCAGCGCCAAUUCUUUAUACCAUAAAAGGAUGUCCAUUGAUGGCAGGCAGUUAAACCUGGAAAUAUUUGAUCCAUGCUCACAGAGUGGAGGCAGCACAUGCAUCCAGGAGGAGCCUGUGAACUGGGCAGAUGGAUUUGUGGUGGUCUACAACAUCAGCGACCGAACGUCCUUCCUCCAUGCCAAGAGCGUCCUGCAGCAGAUCAAAGAGGCCCGAGAGGAAAGCAGUAAAGGACUGGUGGAUGUUCCAGUGUUCUUAGUGGGGAACAAGCAGGACCUGUGCAACGCCCGGCAGGUAUGUGAGGAGGAGGGACGGUCCUUGGCUCAGGAGGAGUGCUGCCACUUCCAGGAGGUGUCUGCAGCAGAGGACUACUUGGAGAUAUCAAACCUCUUCACAAAGCUCAUUCGUCAUGUGAUGGAUAACCUGAAGCACUGUGCAGGCCGCAGACGAUACAGUGGCUCCAAGUCCAUGGCCAAACUCAUUAAUAAUGUGUUUGGUAAAAGGCGGAAGUCUGUCUGAUGGAGGAACUCAGUGGUUACUAAUCAGAAUGCAUGUAACUAGAAAUAAUGCUUGUUUAUCUGAGUACAGCUUACAUUUUGUACUGAUUAUAUAUUUCAAAACAACAGUUUGACUGAAAUUUAAUGACACCUAGCAUUUUGUAAAGAAUAAUCUGUUAUUUGGUUGCAUGCACCAGCAGCAUGAAUAGACAAUGUCUUUUUGAAGGGAAUGAAUCCAGAAUGGAGCUCUGAAAAAUUAUGUUGAGAUUAAAUGUGGGCAGUUCAGAUGGUGUGAGGGCAAUUUGCAAUGCUGAUAGUUUCACAACUGUGUUUUUGCAAUGCAAACAGAAAGUAACAUUUUUCAAUUCUAACUGUGAUUUGUAGAGUAAAAUUUAGAACAAAAAAGUCAUUCUAUGCAUGUAAAUUUUUGUGUUACAGCUGUUUUGCAUUGAUGUUGAGGUUAUAAAACUUUUUUUAAACAAAA
Molecule: messenger RNA, 4535 nt
Organism: Acanthochromis polyacanthus (spiny chromis)
Lineage: Eukaryota; Metazoa; Chordata; Actinopteri; Pomacentridae
Gene: rerglb
Product: RERG/RAS-like b
Exons: 4
Coding region: 3450-4073 (207 amino acids)
Molecular function (GO): GTP binding; GTPase activity
Source: RefSeq, a predicted model, not a curated record